AUGCGUCAAAAAGUCGAAAGUGCUGUUGCUAAACUGUGUGAUGAAGGCAUUUGUGAAAGUGUGGGAAAUUGUCCUACGCCAUGGGUCUCUCCUAUUAGAUGUGUUCCUAAACCUUGUGACCCAGAAAACAUUCGACUAUGUGUCGAUAUGCGAGCUGCGAAUAAGGCAAUAAAAAGGGUUAAACACCCUAUGCCUACUGUUGAUGAACUUAUACAUGAUUUAAAUGGAUAUAAAGUAUUUUCCAAGUUGGAUUUGAACCAGGGUUAUCACCAAAUUGAAUUACACCCUGACAGUAGACAUAUUACUACUUUUAGUACCCAUAUUGGAUUAUACAGAUAUAAAAGAUUGAAUUAUGGAGUCAAUGCUGCUAGUGAAAAAAUUCAAUAUUUGAUUGAACAAGCAUUGCACGGUUUAAGAGAUGUCAAAAACAUCUCAGAUGAUAUUUAUAUCAGUAGUGUAAAUGAGGCCAAGCAUGAGAAAGAUUUAAGAGCCUGGUUGCAACGUAUAAGAGACUGUGGUCCUACUUUGAAUAAGAAAAAGUGUUCAUUUUUUCAAUCGUCUAUAAAGUUUUUUGGAAAUAUUUUUGAUGAUAAAGGUGUGUCACCUGAUCCAAAUAAGGUUAAAGCCAUAAACAAGGCUGAUAGACCUUCUGAUAAGCAACAAGUUAAAUCUUUUCUUGAUGCUUCCCCAGUUGGACUUGGUUGUGUUCUAGUCCAGAAAGAAUCUGACACUGAUAAUGAAUAUGUCCGUGUGAUUGCGUAUGCAUCUAGAUUGUUGAGUGAUGUGGAAAGUCGUUAUUCCCAGAUAGAGAGAGAAGCUCUUGCUGUGUGCUGGGCUAUAGAACAUUUUCAUCUCUAUCUGUAUGGUGUAAAAUUUACUGUUGUUACUGAUCAUAAACCCUUAGUGAGUGUGUUUUCUAGUGUGAUUGCUAAAUCUUCUGCCAGAAUUGAGCGUUGGUGUUUGCGUUUACAACAGUACAUCUUUAAUAUUGUACAUGGUCCAGGGAAAACUAACCCUGCUGACUACAUGUCAAGGCAUCCCAUUGAAAUGCAAAAUAAACAUUCUGAUAAAGGCACAGAAGAACAUGUGAAUUAUGUAUGUGAGAAUACCUGUCCCAAAGCUAUCAAACUGUGUGAAAUAAAAAGUGCUUCUGAAAAUGAUAGUGUGAUUCAGAAUGUAAUAAAAUGUUUGCAAAAUAACUUAUGGUAUAAGUAUAAAGAUUGUGAAGAAAUGUCUAUUUUUGCCAAAAUUGCCAGUGAACUUUGUGUGACUGUGCAAAGUAUUUUAUUACGAGGUUAUCGAAUUGUUAUUCCAGUAUGUUUGAGGCGUAAAGUUGUUGACAUUGCUCAUGAGGGACAUAUGGGUAUGAGUGAAACAAAAUCUUUGUUAAGAGAAAAGAUAUGGUUUCCUUGUAUGGAUGCUAUGGUAGAAAAUGUGGUGAAAAGCUGUGCUGCUUGUGCUUCUGUUGUGAAAGAUGAGAGAAUGCUCUCUUUAAGCAUGAGUUUUCCUGAAGUUGUGAAAACUGAUAAUGGUCCUCCUUGGCAAAGUUAUCAAGUCAGACAUUUUAUGGAACUGUGUGGCAUACGUCAUAGAAAGAUAACUCCCUUGUGGCCUAGAGCUAAUGCCCAGUCCGAAAAUUUUAUGAAACCUUUGGGUAAGGCUAUCAAGACUGCUACGGUUGAAGGCAAGUCUUGGAAGCAGGAAAUGUAUAAACUUUUGAGAAAUUAUAGAGCAAGCCCCCAUGUUACAACAGGUAGACCACCUGCUGAAUUAUUGUAUGGUACUAAUAUUAAAGUCCUAUUGCCUGAAAUUAUUGUUCCUACUGUUGAUAAUGAUUUACGUGAUCGUGAUUGUUUUUAUAAGGCUAAACAGAAAAUGUAUGCUGACACAAGAAAUUGUUUAAAGCCGACUGAACAAAUUCAUGUUGGUGAUUCUGUGAUCAUGAGAAAACUAGAAACACGAUUUACAAAUAUCACUGGUGCUUUUUUACAUGAUAAUGAUAUUUCUGACGAUACUGCUAAUUUGAAUGUUGAUAAUGAAACAGCAGAUCCUAUUGCUGAAAGUCCAUCACCUUCUGUUCCUCCUGUUCCAAGUGUUAGAGAUCGUCCUAGAAGAUGUCCAAAAGUGCCAAGUAGAUUUAAAGAUUUUCAUAUGGGACGAAUUACAGUAUUGACUGCUUAA
Molecule: messenger RNA, 2181 nt
Organism: Styela clava
Lineage: Eukaryota; Metazoa; Chordata; Ascidiacea; Stolidobranchia; Styelidae
Source: RefSeq, a predicted model, not a curated record